Messenger RNA from Austrofundulus limnaeus, 738 nucleotides. RefSeq names its product chromosome unknown C22orf39 homolog (gene cunh22orf39). Bases 44 to 373 code for a protein of 109 amino acids. The transcript has 3 exons. The record is from RefSeq and is a predicted model, not a curated record. Lineage: Eukaryota; Metazoa; Chordata; Actinopteri; Cyprinodontiformes; Rivulidae.
UAAAUGAAACCGGAAGUGGUAAUCUCGAAGCCAGCCACUGAAGAUGGAUCGGGAGGCGAGAACAUCGUGGAGGCCGCCGCGAUCAUGUGAGGACUACCUGAGUGAGUUCAGACACUGCAAAAGUUUCAGCAAUCGUUUUCACCACUAUUAUGCCUACGGUUUCUUUCCAUCCUGUCGCCAGUGGAAAGAGGACUACUAUAACUGCAGUGAGUGGGAGAAGAACAAACACGCAGAAGCUAAGGAAGCGUUGCAGAAAAGUGAGCGGAGUCGAGUGGCAGAGCAAAGAAACUUUACUCCUGUGUGGAAACUGAGGCGGGAGCCUCCAAGAGACUGGCACAUGCCUUUAARCCAUGAAAGCCCACAGAACUCCUGAAGUGCUUUGUGAACUUUCACAUUUUAUUAAAGCCAGAGAGUGUCUGCACUGAGAAGCUAGGGGAUCAGGUUUUACGUUAAUAUUCCUGAUGUGAGAGGUUUGGGUUGUGUUUCUGUGGGUAGAACUUGAUGUUGCACUUGGAAGACUUUAUGUAAGGUGGUGUCAAGGUGCAGAKUAGCUGGGAAGCAUUUCAACUGUUUGCCAUGAUAACUAAUGWUGCCAAAUACACUGUUCUUGAUGAAUUAUUGUUCUGUGAUGGACUGAAUUCAAUGGUGUGGAUUCAGCAUUGUAAAAUAACUCCUAAAUACAAUGUAUAAAAAAUGCAAAGAAACUUGAUUAAUAAAAAACACUUAAUUUGUAUCUUU